AUGAGGUCGUCGGUUAUUUCGGAUGGUUCUUGGAUAGAUUUCCAACUUAGUAGUCCACUUUCUAGUGAAAUAGAAUCGUUGUGUUCGGAACAAAGUUUUGAUUGUUCUGAAGAAAGAGCUGAAAAUACAAAUGAAAAAACUUUGAUUGCGGAGAAAAAUUUCGAAUCAGAUGUAACUUUGACAUCGAAAGAUGUGAUGGUGUAUAGUUCGAAUACUGCUGGCAAUUCGAAAAUACGGAAAUCAAGGAAUCUGGAAUCGAAUUGCGAACUGUUGCUUUCUUGCGAUUCUGAAGCUACGUCAUCAAAGCCUAGCAGUGAUGCUUACAGCUUAACUAAUACGCUUUGUCAUACUAGCAUAGUGAGCCCAACAAGGAAUUCAUUCGAUUGUUCAAUUAUGGACACUGUCUACAACACCGGUUCUCAGGAAGAGGAUCAGAGAUUAAAGAAGCUUCACUAUGCUGCAGUCGAGAUUUAUACAGUUGAGAAGAAAUUUGUUGAACAACUGGAACUUAUUGCUGUGAAAUAUCCUGAAUUUUUGACAAAAUAUGGGAAGGAACUGGGGAUCGAUUUCUUAAAAACGCUACCAAAUGGAUAUCCUCAUUUGAUCAGUCGGAUAGCUCAACAGCUUCUGAUGGUUAAAGAAGCACAUAAGUUUUUGUUGGAGAAAAUUUCGUCGAAAAUUGAGAAUUGGGAUUCGAGAGUUCCAAGCAUGGCAGAAUGCUUAAAAAACGGUGCUGGCUUAUUGAAAUGCUGUCUACCUUACCUCAAAGAAAAGAGGAAACAUGUUGAUGAUUUCAUCAGACUGCUUCAAGAAAAUGAAGAAUUAGCUCGGGCAACAACAAAGUUCGAGGAAGAAGUAAUGGGAAAAAUAUCUAUAAUUCAGCAACUUGAUAUUGUUCAUCAAAAUGUUGUGCGUUAUACAAUUUUACUAGAGGCAUAUAAAAAGCACCUAGUGCCUGAAUCUGAAGAAUUGGGAGUAUGUAUGGAUGCAUUGGUGCAGUUAUCAAAAGUAUCAGAAUUAGUUGAUCGGCAGAUUAGUCGAGCUGAAUUGGAAAAACGUUUAAUUGACUUGUAUCGACAGCUUGAGGGAAGGUUUAAUGUUUUCGAAGCAAAUCGUCACCUUUUAUUUGAAGGCGAAUUGAUGAAACAGUCGCGGAAAGAUUUACAGCCGCGUUAUUUGAUAUUAUUCUCGGAUGUGUUAUUAAUUUGUAAAUAUUCAAGAACACCUUCGCUUGGAACAGAUGCCAAUUUUCAUUCUGAAUUUUAUAAAUUUCUUGUUUCUCGGAUUCGUGUUAAAGCAGAAGAACAUGGCGAAUACGAAACUCAUUUUCAGUUGUACACCACACAGAAAAGUGCCGUUUUUAUCGCAAAAACGAAGCGAGAAAGAGAUGAUUGGGUGAAACGAAUCAGCGAAGCAAAGAUGGAGGCAAAAGAGCUUCGUCACAUCAAAGCUGCAAGAAAUAAGAUCCUCAAUGUUCGAGUAAUGCAUGUAGAUGAGCCAACGGAUGAAUGCACAUCGGAUACGAAGACAUCAAACAAUGGAUUAGAUAAUGGUAUCUCACUGUCCAUUACUGGGAAGCACAAGUAUACACCAUUAUGGAUACCUGAUCCAAAAGCAACAUCAUGUAUGAUGGCUGGCUGCUCUACAAAAUUCAACGUUCUGAAUCGUCGCCAUCAUUGUCGUGAAUGUGGAUACUUGAUAUGUCGUUCUUGUGUUGGUUAUGCUCCAGUCAAAACUAGCAGUUACUAUGUACGCACCAAAGUUUGUCCAGAAUGCUAUGUUAAAAUCAUCAAAAAAUGGAAAGGAGACUUAGGAAAUAUAACUUUCACAGCUCCGGAAAAUGAAUCACUUACUAAAACUAAUGUUCCCAGUCGAAAUGCCGAAGGAGUAGUAUCUGGUACUGUAUUUCUCAGGAAUCAAAAAGGUGGUGAAAAUGAAAAGUGGGGUCGGCUUACAUCGCAUGCAGAUGGUGUCUUAGUGCUUUGCUUUUAUGAUGCGGAGUUUGAUGUGGAUCCUGUGGCGCGCUAUGUUCUUAUAGGAUUUACACUUUGUGUUCAAGAAUUAGAUGAUGGUGGUCGUUUGUUUGAGCUACGGCAUGCUAAUCAAGUGAACGAGAGUAGUUGUAUUUCACUUCAUUUUCGAGUUGCACAUUCAGGAAGUGCUGAAAGGUUAUUCAUUUGGCGUUGA
This is a messenger RNA of Brugia pahangi, 2187 nucleotides long. NCBI's taxonomy places the organism in Eukaryota, Metazoa, Nematoda, Chromadorea, Rhabditida, Onchocercidae. The record is from the annotation of a GenBank genome assembly.